UAUCGAUAAAAUGAUGUUGAAUUUGGCAUUGUAAUUAUGUUUUAAUCAAUUUUAGAUCUGAUUUUUUUUUUUUCAUUUUUGUUUAUGCAAUUUUCUAAUCAUGUUUAUGGUUGUUGUUGAUGGUUUAUAAUGACAGCUGUUGAUUUAAUUUUUUUUAAUUAUUUCCGUGAUUCAUAAAAUUAAUAAAGAUUAAUUUAUUUUUGGUGAAACAUGCAAAUCAGCUGACUUUCAUUAAUGGUGAAAUCUAUGCCCUUUUGUUUAACUUAUGAAGAAGUAAUUGAUUUGUGCAUUUUGGCGGUGAACGUGGCGCAUGUUGGGUGACUUAUUAUUAUUCAUACCUUUUUUAUUUAAUUUAUUUUUGGUUCUAUGUUUCAUAGAUGUAUAGAAUAACUCAAUAAAGUAUUAAUUUUGUGGUGGUAGUUCUUAACUUUAUUUUUUCCCCGAAAAUUUGGUGGUUGAAUUAAUGAGUUAAUUUGUUUAUUUGGGUGCUUCUAAAGGUAGAAGCUUGACUUUUUCUUGUAAAUUUGUUUUUAACUAACUUGUCAAAAAUUAAUUCUUUCUUGAAAAUAUUCUAGCUAGGCUACAUCAAUUUUAAUAUGCAAUUGAAAAAUUAAUCACAAGCAAUUAUUGCAUGGUCGAAGAUCACUACCCGUGAGAGUUUGUUGAUUUCUUUGAUUAAUUUAGUCUUGCAAGUUUUAGUCUUUACCAUUAAUAACUGGGAUAUAAAAAGUGUGUCCCAUUUCUUAUAAACGACUAAGAAAAUGACAAUUAGUACUUGCAAUUUUUUAGUCAUGGAAAAUGAUAGUUUACCCAACCCCCAAUUACGUUAGAAAAAAGAAAAAUGUAUUUAUUUCAGGUGGUCUUUGUUUUGUUCCAAGAGCCAUACAUCAUACAUGUAUGUUAUUACAGUGACCUGAAAUAGUAUACGGGUCGGUCCAUAGAAAUGGUUUAGUUUAGUACUCCUCAUUAGCAUAAGUUUGGAAGUUUGUUCUUGGACAUUGCUUGAAAAUGACCAAGUUUCCACAAACAUUCAUGUCUUAAUCAUUAAAAUUUUACAUUAUUAAUUUAGUCAGCUGUUAUUUUCUUUCUUAAUCACAACGUUUUGUGAGUAUUAAUUAAUUAAAUAGAGCAUUAACUAAUUGCUAGCUGUAGCCUUUUAUGCUUUGCCUAAUUUAUGUCACACUCAAGUCUAGCUAAUAUUAUACAAGUAUAUAUUAAUGGUUAAUAUCAAUUUUAAAAUAUGAAUUAGUUAUCAAAUCAUGCUGCAUAUUCUAAUAAGUUUGUGCACCAAUCGUACUUGUAAUUGUUUGGCAAUAGAAUUUUAGACGCCUUUUUGAUUGUAGGAGUGUACUACUUAUAGGAAAAAGUUUAUAAAGGAGAAGACUUUGUGCAAGAUGUUUCAAAAAUUUCUUGGCUGUUAUUGACUUUCAGCCAAGUUACAUUGUCAAAAGUUUGAUCUAUAUUGAAUUUCAACUUUAUAUGUGUGAUUGUCAUGUUUAAUUAAUAUUUAAAGCCUUUCCAACUCAAGGGCUGCUGUGAUGAUAUGCAUAUAUACCUGCCUUGUCUUUUUCUCAAAUAUGCACAUUUCAACUGUUAUACUUCCUAUUAUUUAUGGUGUCAAUGAAUUAGUAUGUACUCCGUCCAUCCCAAAUUGCUAGCUAUCCACAUACGGUUGAUAAGAAUGGCCUUUCUAUGACUUGGAUAGAUUUGGAAAAAAACUGCAUAUCAUAUCUUCUUUGCAAUACAAAGGAAACUGAAAGCUGCUUAAUUAGCCCCUCGUCUAAACCCCCCCCCCCCCUCGGAAACGAAAGCUUGUUUUGGAGAACCCGACAAUUUAAACCCUAAUAAUACUUCCAUAGUUUGGAUAACCAUAAUGUGGAGGCUUAUUUUAGGUUGGAGAGAUUACGAUAUUUUCUGAUGGACUGUCUUCCAUCUUGGCCUUUACUAUUUCCUAAUGGUAUGGCUAUAGGAACAGGAUCAAACAAAUAAAUUAAACUUCCCUGUGUUAUUUAAGCUGGGAGGAAAUGAUUUGCAGCUAUCUUGUGUAAAUGCAGCUUAGGAUUCGAGAUGACAAGUCUCCAGGGAAUGUUUGCUUGAUGGACAGUUCUUCAAGUUGCAGCGAUAAGAAAACGUUAAAGAAGUGGUUUUUCAUCGAUAAGAGGGUUGGAUAGUUGAGCUUUUAGCUAAAUCAUCAUUUUCUUAGCUCAAUUUCUAUACUGAUUAGUUAAUACAUUUAUAUAAGAAGCCAAGUUAGUCUCCAGUUUUAAGGUACCCUUUACUAGCGAAACUGGAUUCGUUGGACAUGAUUUCAGGCCAAACCUCACCUGUUCUAGCUGAUCCCACUCCCAUCAAUGAGAGAGUAGGUAUUCAUCCAAGCCUAAUGCCUUACUCACAUACUGGAACAUCGUUCUCAAAGGGGUUGUAUAUACCAAUUCCUAAGAAAAAAUCUGGCAAGCUUGAAGAUGCUAUGUCUAGUGGUUGGUUAGAUGCCAUGAAGUCUUCGUCCCCUCCUCGCAAGAAGCUGCUAAAGGACUUCAAUAUUGGGGUUGCUUCAGACGACACUGAUUUUGUUUACUCUUCUUGGAUGAAGAAGCAUCCAUCUGCCUUGACUUCAUUUGAGCAAAUCUUCGGUUCUGCUGAGGGUAAGAAGAUUGCAAUUUUUUUGGACUAUGAUGGGACCCUUUCUCCCAUUGUCGACGACCCUGAUCGUGCACUUAUGUCUGAUGAUAUGCGCUCUGCUGUGAGAAAUGUUGCCAAGUAUUUUCCAACAGCGAUAAUCAGUGGAAGAAAUCGUGACAAGGUAUGUGAGUUGGUAGGUCUAGCCGAAUUACACUAUGCCGGUAGUCAUGGGAUGGAUAUAAUGAGCCCAGUGCACAAAGUGUCUGAUGGCAAUUCUAACACUAAUAACUCUACUGACAAUCAGGAUAAGGAAGUUAGUUUGUUUCAGCCUGCUAGUGAAUUUUUACCCAUGAUCGAUAAGGUUUUUAAAACCCUUGUUGACAUGACUAAGGAUAUUAAAGGAGCAAAAGUUGAGAACCACAAGUUUUGUGCAUCUGUACAUUACCGUAAUGUUGAUGAGAAAAAUUGGCCUACUAUUGCUCAGCUUGUUCAUGACAUUCUCAAAAGUUAUCCUCGCUUACAUUUAACUCACGGGCGAAAGGUUUUAGAGGUUCGACCCGUUAUUGAUUGGGAUAAGGGGAAAGCAGUCGAAUUUCUGCUUGAAUCCCUUGGCCUAAGUGAUUGUGACGAUGUGCUGCCGAUUUUCAUAGGAGAUGACAAGACUGAUGAAGAUGCAUUUAAGGUGCUACGGAAUGGAAACCAAGGUUAUGGUAUUCUAGUAUCCCCAAUCCCAAAAGAAACCAAAGCAUUCUAUUCUCUCAGGGACACUUCAGAGGUUAAGCAAUUUUUGGAGGUUUUAGUGCAGUGGAAGGAGCAGCACAGUACAAAGAGCAGCACAAAUUAAUUUAUAGGCUUUAUGAUUAUAUAUUUUUAGGCUAGUGAUAAGAAUUUUCAUUAUAUGCAGCAAAGGCUGCCUGCAUUUUUCACAAGUUCCAGUUGAAGCCUGUGAUCUUAGUUUCUUCUUUUCUAAGCUUUUAUUUUUUUGAAAAUUUUCCAUGUCUUUCCCACCUUCACAAGUAAAUGUAUGUUUAAGGGUGGAGAGCAAUCUCAAUUAUAAUCUUUGUCAAGUGAUUAAUCCCAAGGCUUUUGUGUUUGUUGUA
Chenopodium quinoa (quinoa) is the source of this 3719-nucleotide messenger RNA. RefSeq names its product probable trehalose-phosphate phosphatase G. Lineage: Eukaryota; Viridiplantae; Streptophyta; Magnoliopsida; Caryophyllales; Amaranthaceae. The transcript has 13 exons. Gene Ontology annotation, biological process: trehalose biosynthetic process. The record is from RefSeq and is a predicted model, not a curated record. Bases 2303 to 3463 code for a protein of 386 amino acids. Gene Ontology annotation, molecular function: trehalose-phosphatase activity.